Molecule: messenger RNA, 909 nt
Organism: Laetiporus sulphureus 93-53
Lineage: Eukaryota; Fungi; Basidiomycota; Agaricomycetes; Polyporales; Laetiporaceae
Exons: 4
Coding region: 1-909 (302 amino acids)
Biological process (GO): mitotic cell cycle
Cellular component (GO): DASH complex; mitotic spindle
Source: RefSeq, a predicted model, not a curated record
AUGGACUCCCCCAAUAUUUCUGAGCUUAACCUGCAGGAUGGUUCCCAUCUACUCUCAGAGACCUCGCUAGUUCCUAACUCAAUAUCCAGCUCAUCUCGAACAGAAUCAGGCAGAGAUGAUCUUCUUCUCUCUGACUUGUCGCUCUCAGAUCAUUCUGCCACUCGCCCACCACGUAAACCGAAAUUCAGCCUACUGGCGAGACCACCCCAUGAUGAGAGCGCACUAGAUACUGAGGAGGAUGAGAACGGUGCUGCUGAGCAGACGAUGACUCAGGAGGAUGUUGAGAAUGCAAGAAAGGUGGCGGAGAAGACGCGGGAGGAGAGGCUGCAACAUGACUUGUUCAUCCUGAGGAAACUCAACUCUGCUUUCGAGGUGUACAAGGAAGCGUUGAUAGAAACAAAGUCAAGCACCGAGCGCGUCGCAGCCCAGAUAGCCAAUACCAAUGCAUUACUCGACAGAUAUGUCAAGAUCCUCUCAAGAUCAGAAGGUGUAGCCCGGUUGAUUCUGGACGAACGCUGGCAAGGAGCCGGUGCGGAUGAGGAGGCUAUCGAGCAAGAACGUCUGGAGACCAUCGAACGUCUACGUCGUGAAGAAGAAGAACGCGUACUGGCUGCCCAACGAGAGCACGAACGGCUGGAACGAGAAGCAGAAGAACGUCAGAAACGUGAGGAGCGCGAACGGCUUGAGAGAGAACAAGCAGAACUGGCUCGGAAAGCUCCAAGGGGCAGUGGGGUGAGGGGGGUCAGAGGUACGAGAGCGUCGAUGAGAGGAAUGAGGGCAGCCUCCCGUGCCGGUACCACGAGCACCCGAGGCACGCGAAUCAUUCGAGGGUCUUCGAUUGGCCGUCCGAGCUCUUCCACUAUGACGCGGUCGGCCGGAUCGACCAGUGGUGUCUCUCGAAGAAUUUGA